AUGUUUGUUGAUUUUGGUACACAGGAUGAUGGCACUGAACCUAUGGACACUUCUGAUUAUCCUUGCUACUGGUUCUAUGAAGCAGUAAGUGGCGUUUGGCACAGAACUGAGGUAUUGUCUUAUUUUAUUACUAUUCCAAAGCUUUUUUCUAGCUGCUUUCAUGAAAAAAGUAUUCCUUUACAGGAUGAUCCAGUGAACCUCAUCAGCAGCUCAGAUCUGGAAAUCCUUUUCGCUAAAAACCCAAAUGGAGUUAUUACCAUCACCACAGCAGCAGGGAUCUUUAAAAUAGAUUUUUGUGGGUUCCUGAAGACCAACCUAAGGACAGGACAGGCACAAAAAUUAAAACGUUCUUUAUUCACUCAGAUCAGAUGCACAUGUGCAAACCAGGCUCCAUCUGUACCUGCUCACUGGGAGAAGAUGGACGCUAAAGCACCUUAUAAGGCUUUUACUGUAGACAGGCGAACAAGUGAGUUUGAGAAAGUAGAAAGGUAUGUGCGAGAAAUUGGUCUUCUGCAGGAACCUCUGAAAUAUAUUCACAGAAUACAGAAUGUUGACCUCUGGGAGCUGUACUGUAGGAAAAAAACCCAGCUGAUGAGAAUAAAAGGUCAGUCAGACAUUGAAGAACGAAUGCUCUUCCAUGGCACAGGGAAGAACAAUUUAGAUAGUAUUUGCUUGUACAAUUUUGACUGCAGAAUAUCUGAGUCAGUAAGAUAUGGUCACCUCUAUGGCAAAGGUACAUACUUUUCCAUACAUGCAUCCUACGCUGACAUGUACAGCAAGUCCCGAAGCCAGGGACACACAAAUGAGACACGAAUAAUGCUCCUUGCUCGUGUGAUUGUUGGGAAAUACACAACAGGGCAAAAGAAUCUCUGCAAACCUGAUGGUGAUCAAAUUGAAAAUAUACAUGACAGCUGUGUCGACAAUACUUUAUGUCCCAGAACUUUUGUAAUCUUUAAUUCUAACCAGAUAUAUCCGGAGUACGUGCUGGAGUAUGGUGGGUAAUAGGGUGAGAAAAUAUUCAUGGAAGUCACAGAAACAUUACUGGUCUAUUGAUUUUUGGAUAUAGAAGGUAAGAACAA
Clarias gariepinus (North African catfish) is the source of this 1079-nucleotide messenger RNA. Its product is annotated as protein mono-ADP-ribosyltransferase PARP11-like. NCBI's taxonomy places the organism in Eukaryota, Metazoa, Chordata, Actinopteri, Siluriformes, Clariidae. The coding region runs from base 1 to 1002 and encodes 333 amino acids. Gene Ontology annotation, molecular function: NAD+ poly-ADP-ribosyltransferase activity. The record is from RefSeq and is a predicted model, not a curated record. The transcript is spliced from 6 exons.